Phytophthora sojae is the source of this 1800-nucleotide messenger RNA. RefSeq lists its product as hypothetical. Gene Ontology annotation, molecular function: aspartic-type endopeptidase activity. Bases 1 to 1800 code for a protein of 599 amino acids. Gene Ontology annotation, biological process: proteolysis. NCBI's taxonomy places the organism in Eukaryota, Oomycota, Peronosporomycetes, Peronosporales, Peronosporaceae. The record is from RefSeq and is a predicted model, not a curated record. The transcript is spliced from 3 exons.
AUGAGAGCUUUGGUCAAUGGCGCCGUGGACGACGCGCGAACGAGGCUACUCCUUGAUACUGGAGCGAAUGUUAGCGUGAUUUCUGCCAGCUUCGCCAAGCGGCUACGUGUACGGGAAGUCCGGGACAACAGACGAAGUCUCGAAGUCCGUGGCAUCAACCCGGGGGUGAUGGAGACCCGGCGACGGGCGCUCGUCAAGAUCACUCUCGGGUGGGAGCAGGCUUACGAGUUCGAAAUGUGGAUAAUAGACCACAGUGCCGGAGUGGAUGUGGUCCUUGGGAUGGACUUUAUGAUCCCGGCUGGAAUCCGGCUCGAUCUGUUCCAUGGCGCCGCACGCCUUCCAGACGAGGUCAUGGUACCACUGCUGAAGUCGCAGAGUGUUGGGGAUGACGAACCUUACGGCCCGCAGCCUUCGUGUGGGCCGACCGAGGAUUUAUACGUCCCCGGUCGCGAGUGGCGAGAGUUUCGACUGCCGCGCCAGCGGCUACCUCGUUCAGAGUACGAUGUGUGGGUACGGCGCACGGGAAAGCUUGUGCCGACCUGUGCCAAGCACGACUCCGUGGUGCUCUGGGUACCGCAUGGUGAACUACCACGAGAGACCGGCUACGCGAGGUUGGACUCUAACAAGUACAAGGAGUGGCAGGUGCUGGCAUACUUAACGAGCCGUGACGAGACUCUGUAUGGAAGGGAGCGAUGUCUCUAUGACCAAUGGCUGGCCAAACAGCCACCCGCAGUUGAGCGCAGGACUUACUCGACGCCGCAGAAGAUCUUACGGAGACCGCUCGACGCUACAAUAUGGCCGAGAGGUCAUCUUCAAGGUCGUCCUAACGACGAUUAUUCUUCGCUCGGUAUAUCGGAUCAUGCCAACGACCCCAGGGUCUCCCAAGGCUCGGUCAAGGUUACUGAGCCUGGUGCAGACGACACAGAACGUGAUGGUAUAUCCAACGACGGUUCGGACGACGAGGCGAGCGCACGGACCGACUCCGACGCACUGGAAGGGUCGUUGCUUCACCGAGCGGCCUAUGCAUCCAAGCGCAUCGAUCAUAACGCCUAUAGCAUCGAACGUGGGGCACAGGAAGCCCCGGCCGAGGUGUCAGGAGCCGGAGACAAGCGUGAUGAUGGUGUUGGAGACCUGAACGACGAUUCGAGAGAAGAUCAUGACGCGCCAGAGGUAACGGCAGCGGUGGAAUCCGCCCCGCGGAUGGCCGGAACAGCGACUGAUACGCAAGCACGCCCUGAACCAGAUCAAACGUCGGUCGCGUGGGGCAACGCCACUAUCGACUGGGGUGAACAUGAUCCUGGACCGAACGACAUUUUAACUGAAGCAGGAACCGCUACGACCGAGGUUAGUACCGAUGGAGAAAAUUGUGUCGAUGGACCGGACAAAGAGGACCCUGAAAGACUAUUGGAGGCGAAUUACACCUCGGUCGUACAUGCGAUGGUUGCGGAAGGGUUCCCGGAGGUUGAUGACACCGCGAACGAGAUUAAUCUCAGCGACUACGCGCAGGAGUCUCUACCGACAUCUCGACUGAAGCCUACCACUCGGAUUUGGCCCUACAUGGAACGAGUGGCAUGUCGGAAUGCCUCGGUCAACACCCCAGCAGAUGAAACGAACAAGGAUGAGGCUCAUGGAAGGGUGACCGAGGCUUCGAGCGCCGAUAUUAACGUGGAAGAAGGUCGCGCCUGUGCGCCGGACCUCGACUUGCGACGAUGUAUGGAUUUGAUGAUGAAGUGGAGAUACGAGUGGAUCUGGGACCGCUACGCCCGACAACUACGUUUCGUUCAAGGCAGUGGUGCCUGA